Molecule: messenger RNA, 1761 nt
Organism: Cylindrotheca closterium
Lineage: Eukaryota; Bacillariophyta; Bacillariophyceae; Bacillariales; Bacillariaceae
Source: the annotation of a GenBank genome assembly
AUGAAGAAAAAGACGAAGAAUGGACAACAGAAGACGAAACUGAAGAAGAAAUCGAAAGAAGAAGAGUCAUCGUUGUCGGGUGACAAAGCCACACAUGGAUACGAACGCUUGAUGCCAUUGGGAUAUUUGGUAGUAGCAGUUUUGGCAAUAUGGUUGGCCCAGCAAAGGCAGUCGGCAUCAAUCCCAAAGGAAACGAAGGGUGCCACCAUUUCGCAGCUGGGGCGACUAUUCCGGAGGCAUUGCCGGAAACCACAUGAAUACUGCUUAGACACUGUCCAAGUCGAUGACAGAGCUCUAAAAGUCAACCAAGCGACAAAUGCCAACACCCACAUAAUCACAAUAUCUCGAAGUUCUCAGAUUUGGGAUAUUGAUGCCCUCCGGUCUCCGCUCAUUCAAAAUCUGAAUCUCCUUUCCGCAAGGCACAAUGAUACUUCAAAUCAACCGCUCAACAACAUUGCCUACCUUGCUGCAUACCUUGCGCUGAGAAAUAAAGAUGACGCAUAUUUGCAGUAUCUUCCAACUCAUACGGACUUUGCAGAGUUUCAUCCAGUAGCAAUGGAGGAAGACUACCUGAAAGAACGGCUUGGCGGUGAACAGUCUCAUGCCUACCUGCUGAUUAUGCUGAUCAAACGAAAGAUUCAAUCCGAAUACAAGGCAUUUUGCUCUGCCUCCACAGAAUUCCAAGAGCGUGUGUCACAAGACACGUAUACGGAAAGCCGAAUCAACGUCAUGUCUCGAUCGUUCCAUCUUUCACAGACCAAUGUUGAGUUGACGACACAUGAACAGUAUGCCUUUCAGCAUCUCGAUACCGUAAAUUCGUAUUCCAUGGUCCCACUAUUGGAUGCGUUGGAUCAUCAAAAUCCCGGUAACAAUAUCGCAUGGGGUCGCAUGACACCAGAAGGGGACAUUGGUAUCCGGACUACCGAACGAUUGAAACCGGGUCAGGUCCUUUACAAUAAAUACAGUUCCACCGAGUCACAAGACUACAUGUUUGCCAUUUAUGGCUUUUUGAUCGGCAAUGAACCAGUAUCGCAAAGUAUCGAUGCGUAUCAUCGGACUGUCGAACCAAUGAUCGAGAGUCCUGCUGGUUGGCAGAAGCGUCAACUGUUACAGUACUUGGCACAUGACGAUGGAUAUUCAGAGUGCAUCGAAUCCUCGACUCGGCAUCCCACGGAAUACGCAUUCAAACGUUUGAAACUGCUAGUUCUGGAAAUGAUUGCCAAUAAUCCAAAAUAUUGGGUUGUCCGAUUGCCCAGUCGUCGAAACCAUCCUCCAGCGUUUGAUUCGAACCCUACCGAUCAAGACUUUGGACCGAUCCUACAAACAUGUCGCUUGCUAGCCAUGACGCAUCGAGACUACCAAGGAGACGCACAUCAAAUACUACGAAACGCACUGUCUCAAGGAAACCUGGACAUCAUCACGUUGCAGCAGAGAAAUGAUGAUGAUGAUGUCAUGAUUGAUCUGGAGAUUCGAGCUUGGACGUGGAUGCUUCGAUUGGCUCGACACAAGCGCAACCAGUACGACAUGGGCUUGACGGAAAUGACAGAACGGAUAUCGAGUAUGGAGGUCAUGAGCAGAGACUGGACGGUUGCACAGAUUCAGUUUGGAGAGAUCCAGUCGCUCGAGUAUAUCAUGGACCAUGCCUAUGGUGCAAUACAAAGGCUCCGACGAAAUCUUAAAAAGGGAGACGAUGGGGAUUCAUCCCUGAUGAUUCGAGAGGAUGCUUGUCCAUUUUCAACCGUUCUUCCAUUGCUAGCAUAA